AUGCUUGACUCCCCUUCACACUCUUCGUCGUCACGGCUCCUCGACGUCAACAAGGAAAGUCAUAUCACUAGGGAAUCUCAUCUUAAAGGAAACCACACGCUACAUGAUGGUUCUAAGUCGCAGACAUCCCGUCACCACAGUCGUAGAAAAGUCAUUAUUGGCCUUGUUGCCGUUGCUGUGAUUGCCAUCUUUCUGGUAGUUUUUUUGCCUGUGUUUUUUAUUGUCAUUCGGAAAAACGACUCGCGGAGAACAGGAGGCAGCGGAGUUCCCAAUCCAAACUCACCUAGUGGAGCUAUAACAGGGGGCGAUGGUUCCAUUAUCAAACUUGACAAUGGAACGACAUUCACAUACAGGAACCCAUUCGGAGGAUUUUGGGUCCAGGAUCCUGGAGACCCAUUCAACAACAAUGCUCGGCCAAAUUCAUGGACACCGCCUCUCAAUUCCCGUUGGCAAUGGGGCAAAGACCGAGUCUACGGGGUCAACCUUGGUGGCCUUUUCGUUCUGGAACCAUUCAUUACUCCAUCGUUAUUUCAACAAUAUCCGGACGCCAAAGACGAAUACACCCUGAGUCAGGCCAUGGCGGCGGAUCAGACAAACGGUGGACUAAAUCAACUCGAGAAUCAUUACAACACGUUUAUUACGGAACAGGAUAUUGCGGAAAUAGCAGGUGCUGGGUUAAAUUUUCUCCGCAUACCACUUGCAUUCUGGGCGAUUGAAACAUGGGAGGACGAACCAUAUCUAGCCAAGACUUCCUGGAAGUAUUUCCUUCGUGUAUUGGGUUGGGCAAGGAAGUAUGGUUUACGCGUAUGUUUGGACCUGCAUGCUGUACCUGGCUCGCAAAAUGGCUUCAAUCAUUCUGGCAAGUUGUCACCCGUUAAUUUCUUGGCGGGAAAUAUGGGGCUGGCAAACGCCCAAAGGACGUUGUAUUACCUUCGGGUUAUCACGGAGUUCAUAUCCCAACCAGAGUAUCAGGAGCUCAUCCCUAUCUUUGGUAUCGUAAAUGAGGCGUUGGUGGGCACCAUUGGCGUUGAUUCCAUCACGAGUUUCUAUCUCGAAGCACACAACUUGAUCAGGAAUAUCACUGGAUCGGGGGAAGGUAACGGACCAUACAUUGCAAUUCAUGAUGGAUUCCAGCCCCAGACCAUGUGGUACAACUUUUUGCAAGGUUCUGAUCGUAUCAUACUGGACCAACAUCCAUAUUUCUCAUUCGGUGGACCCCAAACUGCGCCAAUAGGAGUAGUGGGCGAUCAAGGGAUUCCAGGAGGCCAGUGGCCAUUGACGGCUUGCAAUGUCUGGGGCCCGACCACGAACACGACGCGAGCCAACUUUGGAGUGAUGAUAGCGGGAGAAUUUUCGGCCAGCCCAAAUGACUGUGGCUUUUGGCUGCUUGGAGUCGGAAGCCAAUCGUCCAAUCCCGUUUGCCCCGAAUUUGAUGCCUGGGAAACAUACAACGACACUAUGAAGCAAGGUAUCCAGAAUUUUGUUUCCGCGAGCAUGGAUGCCUUUGGAGAUUGGUUCUUUUGGACUUGGAAGAUUGGCCCCACUGAAGCUGGGCGAAUUGAAACCCCUCUAUGGUCAUACCAACUGGGCCUGAAAAAUGGCUGGAUCUCGAAAGAUCCUCGCUCCGCAUCCGGAUUAUGUGCGUCGAUAGGCUCCCAGACCGAAAAUUUCAACAAUUCUUAUCAGCCAUGGCAAACGGGUACGCCAUCUUCCAUACCCGCUUCUUCCACCUCUUCGUUCCCUUGGCCUCCGACCACGAUCAGCGGAGCCGGCGUCUCUAUCAACCUUUUGCCCACAUACACUGAUACUGCACCUAUCAUCACUUUGCCACCUGCCACGUUCACGGCGGCCCCUAGCUCUAUAACUGCACCGGCAAAUGGGUGGUUUAACAUGCAGGAUACAGAGGGAGGUAUAACCACUGUCGAUGGUUGUCCUUACCCCAGUGAAUAUGACGGUAUCUUCUCAGUUGUGCCGACGGCUCCAUGCACUGGCCCUGUAUCAGCUCCUAGUUCUGUUAUAUGA
Molecule: messenger RNA, 2022 nt
Organism: Psilocybe cubensis
Lineage: Eukaryota; Fungi; Basidiomycota; Agaricomycetes; Agaricales; Agrocybaceae
Exons: 11
Coding region: 1-2022 (673 amino acids)
Biological process (GO): glucan catabolic process
Cellular component (GO): extracellular region; cell surface
Molecular function (GO): beta-glucosidase activity
Source: RefSeq, a predicted model, not a curated record